Messenger RNA from Kwoniella mangroviensis CBS 8507, 261 nucleotides. RefSeq lists its product as uncharacterized. The transcript has 2 exons. NCBI's taxonomy places the organism in Eukaryota, Fungi, Basidiomycota, Tremellomycetes, Tremellales, Cryptococcaceae. The record is from RefSeq and is a predicted model, not a curated record. The coding region runs from base 1 to 261 and encodes 86 amino acids.
AUGGGGAACAAGCAAUCUUCUCCGUCAUGCCUCGAUUACCCACCUAAGAAGCCAAAGAAGGUGAAGAAGAAAGAUUUCAACAUUCUCAUGGAGCAUCGUCCACCUGGCUAUACCCCUCCGAAGCAGGAUAAUCGUAGCGAAAUGGACCUUCAUUCCGAUAAAAUACGAAGACAGCUGGAAGAGAUGGAUGCGCUGAGGUCAGCUGCUAUAGCAAGGGGUGAAGGAUUACCAUCAUACGAGGUUAGUAUGAAGCUGAAAUGA